AUGGCGUCGAACAACCCUACGCAGAUUUUCGCGGACGACGUGCAAGAAGAAAAGGGCGAAAAUGCACGACUGUCAGCGUUCGUGGGUGCCAUUGCGGUGGGCGACCUGGUCAAAUCGACGCUGGGCCCCAAGGGGAUGGACAAGAUCCUGCAGAGCGCCAGCACGGGCGAGAUCAUGGUGACGAACGACGGGGCGACGAUAUUGAAGAGUAUAGCGCUGGACAACGCGGCGGCCAAAGUGCUGGUGAACAUUUCCAAAGUGCAAGACGACGAGGUCGGAGACGGCACGACGUCCGUGACGGUUCUGGCGGCCGAACUGCUCCGAGAAGCCGAACAGCUGGUCAACAAACACAUCCACCCGCAGACCAUCAUCGAGGGAUACAGAUUAGCAUCGCAGGCGGCACUGCAAGCGCUGGAGAAAGCGGCGGUCGACAACAGCAAAGACGCCGGCGCGUUCCGGCAGGAUCUACAGGCGAUUGCGCGCACGACGCUCUCCUCCAAAGUCCUCAGUCAAGACCGAGACAAGUUCGCGCAGCUGGCGUGUGAGGCCGUGCUGCGGCUCAAGGGGUCGGUGGACCUGAACCACAUUCAGAUCAUCAAGAAGGCCGGCGGGAAACUGAGCGACAGCUACUUGGACGAGGGGUUCAUCUUGGACAAACGCAUGGGCGUGAACCAGCCGAAGAGACUGGAGAAUGCGAAGAUCCUGGUCGCCAACACGGCCAUGGACACGGACAAAGUCAAGAUUUGGGCGUCGCGCAUGAAGGUCGGGUCGCCCAAGGAGCUGGCGGAGCUGGAAAAGGCCGAGCGCGAGAAGAUGAGACAGAAGGUUGAACGCAUCAAGGCCCACGGCAUCAACUGCUUCAUCAACCGUCAGCUCAUCUACAACUGGCCCGAACAGCUGUUCACCGAGGCCGGCAUCAUGAGCAUUGAGCAUGCCGACUUCGACGGCGUCGAGCGUCUAGCGCUCGUGACCGGCGGCGAGAUCGCCUCCACAUUUGACCAUCCGGACCAAGUCAAGCUGGGCCACUGCGAUCUGAUCGAGGAGGUCAUCAUCGGCGAGGACACGCUGAUUAAGUUCUCCGGCGUGGCCGCGGGCGAGGCGUGCACCAUCGUCCUCCGCGGCGCCACCGAACAGCUGCUCGACGAGGCCGAACGCUCUCUGCACGACGCCUUGGCCGUGCUGUCCCAGACUGUCAAGGACCCGCGCGUCACCCUCGGCGGCGGCUGUGCCGAGAUGGUCAUGGCCAAGGCCGUCGACUCGCUGGCCCAGAAGGUCGGCGGCAAGAAGCGAAUUGCCAUUGACUCUUUCGCCACUGCUCUUCGACAGCUCCCCACCAUCCUGGCCGACAAUGCCGGCUUGGACUCGUCCGCGUUGGUGUCUGAACUGCGCAGCGAGGUCUACCGCGGCAUGUCAACCAGUGGCCUGGACUUGCUCACCCCCGGCGGCGGCAUCGCUGAUAUGCGUGAGCUCGGCGUCGUCGAGAGCUACAAGCUGAAGAAAGCCGUCGUCAGUUCCGCCAGCGAGGCUGCUGAGCUCUUGUUGAGAGUCGACAACAUCAUUCGUGCUGCCCCGCGGAGAAGGGAGCGCAUGUAA
Molecule: messenger RNA, 1593 nt
Organism: Capronia coronata CBS 617.96
Lineage: Eukaryota; Fungi; Ascomycota; Eurotiomycetes; Chaetothyriales; Herpotrichiellaceae
Product: T-complex protein 1 subunit beta
Exons: 1
Coding region: 1-1593 (530 amino acids)
Biological process (GO): protein folding
Cellular component (GO): cytosol; chaperonin-containing T-complex
Molecular function (GO): ATP hydrolysis activity; ATP-dependent protein folding chaperone; ATP binding
Source: RefSeq, a predicted model, not a curated record